AACAGCGACGCUCCUGGUCUCUUCGUCGCAGCCAAGCAGAAGGGCUCCGCGAGCUCUCCUCUCUCUCCCAAUUCCACAGCCUCCUGCGCAGGAAGGCUGAAUUUCAUCUAGCCUUCUCACAACUCGCCGUCUCGGCAGGAUCUCGUCAGCUCGUCAAGAUGGUGAAGUUUACAGCAGACGAGUUGCGAAGGAUCAUGGACAAGAAACAUAAUAUUAGAAAUAUGUCCGUGAUUGCUCAUGUGGAUCACGGAAAGUCGACUCUCACCGACUCCUUGGUGGCAGCUGCCGGUAUCAUUGCCCAGGCCGACGCAGGAGAUGUGCGUCUUACUGACACCAGGGCCGAUGAGGCAGAGCGUGGUAUUACUAUUAAGUCCACCGGAAUUUCGUUGUACUACGAGAUGUCUGACCUGUCUCUGAAGGACUUCACAGGUGAGAAAGAUGGCUCUGACUAUCUCAUCAACUUGAUCGAUUCUCCCGGGCACGUCGACUUUUCUUCUGAGGUCACUGCCGCUCUGCGUAUUACCGAUGGAGCUCUUGUCGUCGUCGAUUGUGUUGAGGGCGUGUGCGUGCAAACGGAGACUGUGCUCCGACAGGCUCUUGGAGAGAGGAUUAGGCCCGUUUUGACUGUCAACAAGAUGGACCGAUGUUUCCUGGAGCUUCAGGUCGAGGGAGAGGAGGCCUACCAGACCUUCUCCCGUGUGAUUGAGAACGCUAACGUUAUUAUGGCCACCUAUGAAGACAAGCUUCUGGGAGAUGUUCAAGUUUACCCAGAGAAGGGAACAGUUGCCUUCUCAGCUGGUCUCCAUGGAUGGGCUUUCACCCUAACCAACUUUGCUAAGAUGUACGCGUCUAAGUUCGGAGUUGAUGAGAAGAAAAUGAUGGAGAGACUUUGGGGAGAGAACUUCUUUGAUCGCGCCACCAAGAAAUGGACGACCAAGAACACCGGAUCGCCCACCUGUUCUCGUGGAUUCGUGCAGUUCGUGUACAACCCCAUCAAGCAGAUCAUCAACAUCUGUAUGAACGACCAGAAGGAUAAGUUGUGGCCGAUGUUGGCCCAGUUGGGUUGCGGUCUUAAGGGAGAGGAGAAGGAAUUGAUGGGCAAGCACCUCAUGAAGAGAGUUAUGCAGACUUGGUUGCCCGCCAGUGCUGCUCUUUUGGAGAUGAUGAUCUUCCACUUGCCCUCUCCCGCCACUGCCCAGAGAUAUCGUGUUGAGAACUUGUACGAGGGUCCCCUCGAUGACAUGUACGCCAACGCUAUCAGGAACUGUGACCCAGAGGGUCCUCUCAUGUUGUACGUUUCCAAGAUGAUUCCCGCAUCCGACAAGGGUCGUUUCUUCGCCUUCGGUCGUGUGUUCGCCGGUAAGGUGUCUACUGGACUCAAGGUCAGAAUCAUGGGUCCGAACUACGUCCCUGGCCAGAAGAAGGAUUUGUACACCAAGAGUGUUCAGAGGACUGUCAUCUGGAUGGGAAGGAGGCAGGAGUCUGUUGAGGACGUUCCUUGCGGUAACACCGUCGCCCUGGUGGGUCUUGAUCAGUUCAUCACCAAGAACGCUACUUUGACUAAUGAGAAGGAAGUGGACGCCCACCCCAUUCGUGCCAUGAAGUUCUCCGUGUCACCUGUCGUGCGUGUUGCUGUUCAGUGUAAGGUGGCAUCUGAUCUCCCGAAGCUGGUUGAGGGAUUGAAGCGUCUCGCCAAGUCUGACCCUAUGGUUAUCUGUACCAUCGAGGAGUCAGGCGAGCACAUCAUCGCAGGAGCUGGUGAACUUCAUCUUGAGAUCUGUCUCAAGGAUUUGCAGGAUGACUUCAUGGGCGGAGCUGAAAUUGUUGUGUCUGACCCUGUUGUCUCAUUUAGGGAAACUGUUCUUGAGAAGUCAAACCACACAGUCAUGAGCAAGUCCCCCAACAAGCACAACCGACUGUACUUCGAGGCCAGGCCCCUCGAGGAUGGUCUCGCCGAGGCUAUUGAUGACGGCCGCAUUGGACCCAGAGACGACCCCAAGGUCAGGAGCAAGAUCCUCGCUGAGGAGUUCGGCUGGGACAAGGACUUAGCUAAGAAGAUCUGGUGUUUCGGUCCCGAUACCACCGGACCCAACAUGGUUGUGGAUAUGUGUAAGGGAGUGCAGUACUUGAAUGAAAUCAAGGACUCUGUUGUUGCUGCCUUCCAGUGGGCCACCAAGGAGGGAGUUCUCGGAGAUGAGAACAUGCGUGGUAUUGCCUUUGAGGUGUGCGAUGUUGUGUUGCAUGCUGAUGCUAUCCACAGGGGUGGUGGUCAGAUCAUCCCCACCGCCAGACGUGCCAUGUACGCUGCAAUGCUCACUGCCAAGCCCAGACUUUUGGAACCCGUCUAUUUGGUCGAGAUCCAGGCUCCCGAGCAGGCUCUUGGAGGUAUCUACGGAGUCUUGAAUCAGAAGAGAGGUCACGUGUUCGAGGAGAUCCAGAGGCCUGGAACCCCACUGUACAACAUCAAGGCAUACUUGCCUGUCAUUGAAUCUUUCGGAUUCUCCAGCACCCUUCGUGCAGCCACCUCCGGGCAGGCUUUCCCCCAGGCCGUGUUCGACCAUUGGGAAAUGAUGAGCUCUGACCCUACUGACAACAGUACCCAAUCUGGUCAAAUUGUCAGUGACAUCAGGAAACGGAAGGGUCUCAAGGAGCAGAUCACCGCCCUUUCUGAGUACGAGGACCGAUUAUAGGUUUUGGUAGUUCCCUUUUUUUUAUUUUAUUGUCAUGCAAAGACGGUAGACAGUGUUCACGCGGAUUCUACCCAGUGAAUGGGAGGCGGAACGGAUGAUCAAUAAUCAAGUACAUCUGUCAUUCUGGUUUAUCUGAAUGUCGCAAUGUCUCUCAGGCCAGGAACCUUUUACGGCCUGUACUAAAGAUUAUCCUCUCAAUGCGGUGUAGGUUGCAAUAUAUUGCAUUGCAAUCUGUUUGUCGGUGAGAUGUAGAUGAAAACCUAGAAGGGUUUAGAUGUAGAUGCCAGUUUUGUCAUUGUUCACCAACCUUUAGAUUGAGGUGAAGAACAAGUUCUCUAUUUCAGGUUAACACGAGUGGAUGAAUUCAAUCUAAGUUCGAAAUUGUCCUGUGAGAUCAAUGCGUUGUUUAGACAUGAAUGUGAGACUUAACGAAAUUUUUUUGAUGAAAUAUACUUGAUGAG
Messenger RNA from Marchantia polymorpha subsp. ruderalis, 3151 nucleotides. The record is from the annotation of a GenBank genome assembly. Lineage: Eukaryota; Viridiplantae; Streptophyta; Marchantiopsida; Marchantiales; Marchantiaceae.